Molecule: messenger RNA, 5970 nt
Organism: Rhipicephalus microplus (southern cattle tick)
Lineage: Eukaryota; Metazoa; Arthropoda; Arachnida; Ixodida; Ixodidae
Molecular function (GO): protein binding
Source: RefSeq, a predicted model, not a curated record
AUGGCGCUCCUGUACCGAUUCACCCGACUCAACGAUCGCUCCAAUACGGGCGUGUUCACCUUCAUCGCGACGCGGUCCGUCACACGAGACCUGCACCGGGACGCCACCACCAAGGAUUUCCCUUUCGCCUACCACCGAUGGGCCGUCUCCUUCGUCCGCACCGACAAGGUGCUCGGGGUAUUGCUCCGAAUUCGGAAUGCUGCUCCGGGAUGGAAGUGCUACCUAGAUUUCACGUUCACCUUGCUCAAUCGCGAGCACUUCUCGAAGAACGAAGCCCUCUCCGAAAAGCAGGUCCGCUUCUCGGCGGAAGAGUCGACGCAUGGCGCUGCCCGUUGGAUCCUCAUCUCUGACCUGCAAUCUCGGCGCUUCUCGGACGAGACGGGUGAAUUCCUGCUGGAGCUUUCGCUGGCCAACGCCAUGACGGUGUUCGAAACAGACAUUCGAGUGCCUCCACAGCUACUCAAUCACCACGCGCAGACAUCCCGAAUCGAGUCGUCCUACUUUUGCUUCGGAGGUUUCGACUGGAACAUCGCGCUGCUGCCGGACGGCUCGCCCGAGGACGGCGACAACGGCCGACCCCGGGUGCUCCUCAUCAGGCACACAGGCUUCGACCACCCGUGCCGCGUGCAGUACCGAGUGGUUCUAGGUGAGGGUGACCGACGAGUGGACUCCGGGGUGCUGGACCAGAUCUCGGACCUGUCAGGCCGCAUCCGGGGCUUUUCGCUGGGCGCCGCUGGCCCUGCUGACUUGGUGCGACGCGGCACGCUCAGACUCCAGCUGUACAUGUUGUCCGCCAACGCCAUCUCGGAGGCCAAGGUGUCUGCAACUGCGAGCACGCUGACUGGUGUGGAACCGUGUGCACCAGCGACAGCCAAUUGCUACGACCGAGACAAGCAGGCGUGGUGCGUAGAGGCCGACAUGGAGGGCGAGCGCUUGCGACUGAAGCUGUACUAUGCUGAGCUGCAGCACAUUCCCGUGGGCCACCUUCGCUACGUAGCCUGGAACGCGUACCUAGUGCGCCGCCAGCCGGGCUCCGGGGCGCGCGAGAGCGUGCUCGCGCUGCGCGCUCCGCACUCCAGCUACUACGUGCACGACGGCAUGGACGUCGCCGUGGUCAUGGACACCGACGUCCCCGUGCGACAGAUUCGUGAGUCAGCUGGCAUGUACUUGGACGGUGCCGGAAACCUGACUGUGCACGUAGAAUGGCUCGACUCGCAGCUCCUAUUCGGGGCCACGUACCACAAAUACGACGACAUUGCACGCACCCAGUGUCAUCAAAUGAAACGUGAGAUCGCUGCUCUCCAGACUGAGAACUACAACCUGGAGCGGCAGGUGUUCAGCUACCAGAAGUCCAUCUCGUACGCGAGUGCCCGGGGACAGCCGUCCGAGGACCUGCCCGACGACUACUACGCCAGCACCGUGCGGCGGCUCUCCGAGACACAGAGCCUGUCCGAGUCCGAGUACGCCUGACGAGCCCCUGCCACCAUCCAGAAGAGCGAGCCCGUCACCACCGCCGCCGCCACCGUUCGGUGUUCUGCACAAUCUCCAUCCCGCUGCCUUGAAUGCGAGCGACGUGCCUGGGCGCCGCCCCUUCACCCGCCCAAAGCCCGGGCCAUCCGCCACUGAGUGUGCACUCGGACACGCUUAUUCACCUCUUCACCCCCACAUUCCUCCCCGGGGGACCACUCAUCAUCCACCGCAUCGCCCAUCACGUCCACUGUCGGUGCCUCCUUAGGACGACAAAACAUCGCCCAUGUCGCACUGCUUGCACCGCCUCAUCGUUCGCUCGUGCCGAGCUGGAGAGCCAUCCACUGCUGCGCAAAAUCUGUCAACCUAUGAGGCUUCGAAAUUGUCACCCCAAAAAUAUCUUCAGACAAUUAUGGCAAUGGUUGUGUGUAAGGUUCACAGAGGUGACACGAAAAUUGGGCUCAAUCUAGAUGCAUGCAACACAAAUCUCCAGUAUUACCACGAUGUUAGAAUUGCCGGAAUUUAUUAAGCCCAUGCGAAAUCUUUUCGUGUGGCUACUCUAGUUGCUUUAGGCUGGGGUAAUUAAGCUUGUUAUCUGCGCACGAUGUAUUCGCGUCAUAUUAUAAGAAUCAAAGCAGAAGACUGGUGAACAUAAUAUCCAGUAUUUUCUAGGUAAAUGUAUACACAAACCAGCUCCAAAGUUUGCAGGUAUCAAGGCCACUAUGCUCAUUGGAGUCCAGUAUCAUAAUUAGCAGCAGAAGCAGAGCAUGCAUGGUACUAUAAGUGAAACUAUUACUUCCUUUCAAUAAAGGGGAAGUCACUGUUAAUAUCAUUCACCAACUAUACCAGCCUUCAUGCGAAUUCGCUGCUUGAACAGACAGCAAGUUUCCCCUAAAUGAUCCGCUCAGAAGUAGUCCGCUGGAUAACAGAGAAUUCAAUAGAUCACGGCAAUGACCUGUACCGUUGUAAUCGGAGGUAGGUUCUAAAAUGAAAGAUCGAAUGGCGUCGACAAAAAUUGUGGUGGAAUUGCUUCUUGACCAUCCUGUCUUGCCACUAGUGAGAAAAAAAUUGCCUGUCUUAAGUCCCGUUGCUGUUAUCCCACAAGUUACGCAGUCCAAUAUGGGGUGUGUUCCUUCGCCUUACUUCUGGACUAUCGAAAGACAGUGACAUGGAGAGCUUGCUAUGUGCAAGCAGAGCGACCAGGAAACUCAUAAGCUUUGUACCUGUUCAUUAUACUGGAGCAAAGAGAUUUUUCUCGCUAGCUCUUACCUGUUUGAUGCCUGUAUCCCCGGUUGUCUUUUCACGAAUCUGCACCAAUGAAAGUUUCGAGCUUUUAUGCUGAUGUAUUCGCUGACACCGGGUUGGAGUUCAUCGAGUUUUACCUCCAUGGAGCUAUCGUUGCAUGACGAGUUGUAAGCUUCGGCUUAAUAAUUUUAUUAGCGUAGAACAGCCCUUUGAUGCGUUCUGUCUUGAGGGAUGAGAGCACCAUAAAUCGUCUUGCGACUGCACUGACUAAACAGCUGCUGCGUGUAACCUGCCGAUCGGUUCAACGCUCAAAGGGCACUUAACAAUGCGCCCCUGUAGCUGGAUAGGUUAACGCCUGAAAGGCAAUCAUUUCAGUACAUUCCACCACGCCACUUCGAAACUGAAGUGCGGUGCCAAUAAAACGCUCUUGGUGAAACUUUUUACUCCACAGCUUUGGCAAUACUCGUCCUCAAGGUCAUGCCGAUGUGUUAAACAAAGCGUUCAUGCACUGUGUGGCUAAGACUCUCCAGUAUUCUUGCACUACUUUCCUGUCAUCCGUCUUCAAACCGUUCUUGCCAUUUCACCUGUAUAAGAAAACUAAGAUUCGUGACCAAAAGACGCGGCAAAGUUGUUUCGCCAGGGUGGAAUUCACCCCUCGUGGAUGAGAAUUCGGCUGUUUCGCCUCAGUGCUGCUGGCUCUUCGUUUGUCGUUUUCGUAGAAGAGGAGGCAUAAAAAAAACCGCGCACAGUGGAGCAAGACAAUGCUCUACCGAUGUCUUCUAUGCCCCGAGCUGUUGUAUGUGCCAAGUAUGAGCGUUCCGCUCCUAGUUUAUUACAGUCAUGGUCGGAACAAAUGUAGCGCUAUAGAGUUAGCAAAAUGAGUGCGCGCGUUCUUGGAGAAGCCUGUGUGCGCCUGAGUUUUCAUUUUAUAUUCGUGUGUAUAAUGACAAGAUGAAUAGCUAUCGUGUGAUCAUCUAUUGAUAACUAUACCCGACAGGAAUUGUGCCUCCCAUUAUUAAUGUUUUGCUUUUAUUUUUUCACCGAUGUCAAAGUCUUAAUGUAAGCCUUCAAGGAAGUGAGUACUCCGUUGGCUUCGCAAAAAAUAAGUAAAUGCAAUUUGCAAACGCGCUUUGCACAUUCUGUGGGCAAAUCAUCUUUAAAGUACAGUUGAUUAACUACAUCACAGCAUUGUACGUAAAUAUCUGUGAAGAUAUAAGGUAUCAACAUUUCGUAUAAAAAAGCCUUUAAUUGUUCGUCUGUCUCUUUCAUCACUCAAACAGGUUUUGUUUAUUAGGAGGGAAACAUUUAUCGUAGUAUUUUUUGUACGUAUCUAUGAACACGUGACUUAACUACUGAAGUUUCGGAAAUGCAAAGUGUCAGAUUGAUUAACAUUGUGGCUUUUUUGUUUAUAUUGGACAAAUCACCACAGAGAAUAUCACAGAAUGUGCUUCAAAAAAAGAGCCUGGCUUCUUAAUUUAUGUGUCAAGGAAACGUAGAAUGACUGACAUGUGAACAAAUGCUUUCAUCAUUUCUUCAGUAUAAGUAACAGGAUUUUGAGAUGCGUGGACGGGCCCUGAGCAAUAGGUAGCCCGCGAGCCAUAUCUCUCUCGUCAUCUUUGGUUUCGCUUGAAAAGGAGCUUUUUACACCUGCUUUCGCAUCAUCUGACACUGCUCUAGACGACACCGUGUUUUGCACUCACUUUAGUCAUGAACAGAAAAGUGCUUCCAAAAAUCAUCCUGCGCAGUCUUCACUUGCACAGCUCUUAAUUUCGCUGUCAUUUUAAUGCAGUGAUGACAUCGGUGAGUGGAAUUUCCGAGUCAAUACAAGUAUCUAAACUUGAAAAACGUGCAUACUUGCGCUUGCGGGUGCACAUUCAUAGUAGAAAACAGCACGAAAACAACGAGGACGACUCCUGUUUAAUUUGUCUCGUCCUGGCUGUUUCCGCGCUGUUUUUUACUUUGACAAAUAUCUAGCAAUGUAUUUUCAAUGAGUAAGAAAAUGAAUGCUGGUGCUUUUUCGUCAAUCGAUUUGCCGCGCCAUUUUUUAUCGUGAGCGUAAGUGCACUUCCAUUCAUCAGUGCCCCUGAGUGUGAUUACUUUCAUUUGCUUUUUUGUUUUUAUUAUUUUUUCAGCCUUUCAGUUGAGCCCGCACAAUUAUCGGGUGAUGGAUUCUCUACGCCGCUCAGCCGGAUACCUUGAAAACGCGUCCGACCACUUUGUAAACACAUGAACUCGAUAAGGCAGAGAGAUGUAUCAGCCAUUUUCCAUGCCCAGAGUGUAUUGUUUAUGAGAAAGAAAAUUAAACUGCGAUGAGCCUUCGAAGGCCUUCAUUACAGGCGGCAUUGGCUCGUCGCGUUUACAAAGAACAAAGGAUGUGCGUUAAACUGUUUUUGCGCCAAGAACCACAUCAAUAAUUCCAUUUGAUGGUUUCGAUGAAAAAGUGUAAUUAAGUCUUCGGUUAACCAUGAGACUUCACAAUUGAAUGAUUAUGCGAGGAACUGUGUGUGCAUACAUUCAGCGAAUAGAAACCUUGGGAACCAAAGACACUUGCUCCUCAAGCUGCGUCGGGUAGGCUGCUCUUACGUUCGGAGGAUCAGCAAUGUUUGAGAAUCGGGUUGAACUGACCGGGCACCACACUUGUCGGAGUGCGGGACGUGGGCCGUACUGCAAGUGGCCCUCCUAGCAACCACGUCGUCUCGCUGGCGACGCUUUGGGGGAAACACGCUGGUCUCUGAUUUCCGGGUCUUGGAAGAACGCGAAUGCCAGAGCCCAGGAGUGGCUUGGGUUUUGCUCAUAAGCCCUUGUAGCUCGCAAAUUUCUUGGGUCCCGAAGCUCUAUUCGGAACCCCCAAUUCUCAAACUCUGUCGUAUCUGAGCUCCCUGCGGUAUUAAAUGUGAUGAAAGAAUUUUACGCGAUGCCAUUUUAUAUAUGGUAGCAUGCUCAUGCACAAAAUAUAAUGCUGUAUCACCAGUAUAACUGGUGUGGUAUGCUGGGAAAUAUACGCAGGAGCAGAGGGAAGGGUGGGGAAGGCAUGGUUAAGAGUUACCCAGUAGCUUACAGCAAACUUGAUUCGUUUCGCCUGCCUUCUGCGGGAGAUGAAAGUACCUGCUUCUUUUUCGUAAGCACCACAGAAUGCCUGCUUUUGUGUGCGUCUUGUGUCGGCAAAUAUUGCGCCUAUGUCCGGCUAUCGUCCUUAUUAUUAGCCGCUGCACAUUAAUACUGCACGCGUUGUUUCAUGUGCGCAACUAAAAAAAGCCA